CAAAUUUGCUAAUAUACUUUUGCGGCACAAUCGGAAAAUUGAAUAUAUAUAUUUUCUAUUUCGAAUAAUAAGAUAAUUAAAGUUAUUUACAUUUGUAGGAAAUUAAAUAAAUCAUAAUAAACCAUACAGAUUUUGCCAGCAGCAGUUUGAACAAAUACAAAGAAAAAUGUUGAUCAAAGUCAAGACACUUACCGGUAAAGAAAUUGAAAUCGAUAUUGAGCCCACAGACAAAGUAGAUCGUAUUAAAGAACGUGUUGAAGAGAAAGAGGGCAUACCACCGCAACAACAACGUUUGAUUUUUUCCGGAAAACAAAUGAACGAUGAUAAAACAGCUGCGGAUUAUAAAGUUCAGGGAGGUUCCGUUUUGCAUUUGGUCUUGGCUUUACGUGGUGGCAUCUUGUAAUUUAUUUUCUCAAUUUUAAUUUAACACAACAUAAGUCGCUUUUUGUAAAAAAAAUAUAGAAAAUUAAUGUAACAAGUAUAAA
This is a messenger RNA of Calliphora vicina (urban bluebottle blowfly), 485 nucleotides long. It is a transcript of the gene Nedd8, whose product is annotated as Nedd8 ubiquitin like modifier. The coding region runs from base 167 to 403 and encodes 78 amino acids. Gene Ontology annotation, biological process: modification-dependent protein catabolic process; protein neddylation; regulation of proteolysis. NCBI's taxonomy places the organism in Eukaryota, Metazoa, Arthropoda, Insecta, Diptera, Calliphoridae. Gene Ontology annotation, cellular component: nucleus; cytoplasm. The transcript is spliced from 3 exons. The record is from RefSeq and is a predicted model, not a curated record. Gene Ontology annotation, molecular function: ubiquitin protein ligase binding; protein tag activity.